Molecule: messenger RNA, 921 nt
Organism: Hirsutella rhossiliensis
Lineage: Eukaryota; Fungi; Ascomycota; Sordariomycetes; Hypocreales; Ophiocordycipitaceae
Product: RING-6 like protein
Exons: 4
Coding region: 1-921 (306 amino acids)
Molecular function (GO): DNA binding
Source: RefSeq, a predicted model, not a curated record
AUGGGCAAGAAGCGGCACGGCCACCCCGACGUCGAGGAUGUUCUGGGUCGCCCAUGGUGCUACUACUGCGAGCGAGACUUUGAAGAUCUGAAGCUCCUCAUCUCCCACCAGAAAGCGAAGCAUUUCAAAUGCGAUCGAUGCGGCAGACGUCUCAACACGGCGGGAGGUCUCUCUGUGCAUCUUAACCAGGUACACAAGGAAACCCUCCACCAGGUCGAAAAUGCCCUCCCGAACCGCCAGGGACUCGACGUGGAGAUUUUCGGCAUGGAGGGCAUCCCCCAGGACAUACUCGAUCAGCACCGCAACCGCAUCAUCCAAAACUUUUACCAGGCGCAGGAGGACCGCCGAAUCGCCACGGGAAACCCGCUGCCCGGCCAGGCUGGGCAGAACACAAGAAAGAAGAUCAAGAUGGAGACCAAGGAGGAGUUGCUGACGAGGCUGAGGGAAUGGCGUGCCAUGAAAAAUACGGACAGAGAGGCAGCUGCCACGGGUGUCGAAGACGGCGCUGCCCCCGGCUCUGCUGCUCAGACACAAUCCCAGCCACAGCAAGGAUUCGAGCAGCCAGGCUAUCCCGGGCAGCUCCAGCACGGCCAGCCUCCCUACGCAUACCCAGCCACCGCGCUGCCUUCGCGGGUUCCAGGGGCCCUGGGACCUCCGCCUGGCCUGCCACAGCGGCCAUCUGAAGGUUUGACCGGUUCACAAGUCUCCGCUGCGGCAGGAGACGAUAUUGACAAGAUGAUUCGCAUGGCAGAGGCGGGCGUCAAGACGGCACAGAAGCCUGAGGAGGCUGCGGAGGGGGAUAAGAAGUCCAAGAAGGAGAAGAAGGGCCGGCUAGUGUACGACGACGCAGACAUCAGUCCCGAGGAGAAGAUGGCGGCGAUGCCGCGCUAUGCCUUUACCCCAGAGGCUGCCGCCGCUUGA